ACAAUCAAACAAUCAACGCAGAGUAAGAAAUGACCCUUUUAAAGGUUUUUUUUCCUGUCUCUGAGCCCCUUAAGAUCAUUUCCAGGGGCUAAAUUUACACGAACCAUGCGACCCAUAUUUCUUUAUAUAUAUUUAUUUAAUUUAAAAAAUGCAACACUUUACUGGAGACACUCCAAUAUAUUUUCUUCUUGAUUUUUGUUCUUGAUAAAGUUACAAAGUUAACUGUAUUUUUAAGCUUUAGUGUGAGAUUCAAAACUUGAUAUCAUUAUAAUUUGCUGUGUAAAAUAACCAAAGAAGGCGAUGACAAUAUUGAAUUAUUUAUCUCAUGUUGAACAAGUUUUUGGUUUUAGGCUUUUUUUUUUCUACUUUGGCUUCUUUUGUCCUAUUUUCUAUUGGUCACUGCAGAUCUGGACUGUAAUUCUGCUGCUCAGGCCACAGGUGAACCUGACAAGAAAAUUACACGUAUUAUUAUUAUUAUUAUUACACGUCAUCAUUUCAAAUGUGUUUACAAUCACUGACGUGCGUGUCAAUGGUGGUUCUUAAUUAAAAUAAAGACUAUACAAUGUUUCAUAUUUAUUAAAAUGAAGUGUAUUAUUGUGAUUAAUGUGAUUUAUGUCUCAAAUUAAAAUGACCUACUUGAUUGUUUUAAAUGUCUUGUAGAUAAUCAUGAUUCUCUGUAACCGAAUUAUUUAUGUAUUUUUUGUAACUGUCGUUGCUGACAUUUUAACUGACUCAAUAAAAAAAAAACAAAAAAAACAAAUGGACAGUGAGGUUGAAAAGUGCUCGUGACAAUUUGUGCACAGGGGUGAAUUAUUACGACAGGCGGUCAACAAAACAGAAAAUUAAGACACAUCCUGAGAGGAAAAAUAUGGCAGCAAGUGUGUUUUUCCUGAAAAGAACUGCUCUGCGUGGCGACUGCCUCCAGGCCAGGUCUUAUCUGCUGCAGCGGGGAGGAUGUGGUCAGUGCUGGGAGCCUUUCUCUGUUGAUGGGUUGACUGGUACCGGUGCUGGGGCUGUGAGGGAUGGAGGCCAUUGUUCCUGUGAGCCCUGGGUAGAAAAUGUGUGAUGUUACACACAGAGCUGCUCUCCGGUGGGGGCUAUAAUAGGAGUCUGGGGGCUCGGGCACGUCAAAGUCAUUUGGGUGAAAUUCUUCCAUAUUGUGAGGACAGCAGCUCUGCCACACAGUCGGACCUGAUGGACACCCAGUCUGAUCUGGAGGUGAUCUUAGAGUUCCUGGAGGAGUACUACAGACUCAACGCUGUAGGAAAUGAGGCCGCUGUGUACUGCACUGCACCUAUGGAAAACAGACUCUGUGAUCAGCGCUGGAGCAGCUGUGAGCAACCUGCGCCUCAGCCCCUUUUGGCACACGACGUUCCACCAACCCUCUGCCAAAACACAACAACAGCAACACUAGCUGAACAUGGGCCGCUGCCAAACUACAUAUCCACAAGACAAACAAAAAGACACAAGGCCAGAGCAGCGGGGAGCGGUAAAAAGGUCAGACUCUUUCACUUUCUCUUUGAGAUGCUGGAGGACCCCAGCAUGGCCCACUGCGUCUCCUGGGUGGCAGCAGCCGCUGGUGUUUUCCGUUUUUCCUCCACAAACAAAGACCAAGUGGCGGCGCUAUGGGGCCAGAGGAAGGGGAACAAGAGGCCAAUGACAUAUCAGAAGAUGUCCCGGGCCCUCAGGAACUACGGCAGGUCAGGAGAGAUCUUCAAGGUUAAGAAGAAACUCACCUACCAGUUCAGCCAAGACACCUUGAUGUCACUGCAGAAGUCCCAUGAAGGAGGGCUGUAAAUGUUCCAAAAUGAUCUCUCAUGUCCAAAUUUCUACAUUUAUUCCUAUCUUUUUUUUCUUCUUCUUUUAUCACGAUUGUCCCUUCAGUUACUGAUGUAAAUAAUACAAAACAAAUAAAGAUUGUUUUUCUAGAUGGUGAGUUUUUUAUGAGAAAUGUAUUAAAACAAAAUAUGAGUAUUUGACUAUUAUUAUAGAGAGUUAAUUUGAGACUAAAAUGUAUUAGACAAACAUUUUUGGUUUCAAAUUUUUUUCAAAGCAUUUUCAAAGUCACAGAACUUUUUUUCUCUGUUUUAAGUUUUUA
This is a messenger RNA of Cynoglossus semilaevis (tongue sole), 2098 nucleotides long. It is a transcript of the gene spi2, whose product is annotated as Spi-2 proto-oncogene. Gene Ontology annotation, molecular function: DNA-binding transcription factor activity, RNA polymerase II-specific; sequence-specific DNA binding. NCBI's taxonomy places the organism in Eukaryota, Metazoa, Chordata, Actinopteri, Pleuronectiformes, Cynoglossidae. The transcript has 5 exons. The record is from RefSeq and is a predicted model, not a curated record. Gene Ontology annotation, biological process: regulation of transcription by RNA polymerase II; cell differentiation. Bases 1066 to 1797 code for a protein of 243 amino acids. Gene Ontology annotation, cellular component: nucleus.